UGUUAAAAAUUGUACAAAGGGUUUUACAUACACCUUGCAAUCCUGCCGGAAAACCCAACGACGUCGUCGGCUGUAUUCUAUCCCCAAAACACAAUUCCAGAUAUCCGUCUCUCCCUAUCUCUUCAGCAUGGCAACAGCGGCAGUAGCCGAGGCCCGGAAGGUACCGCGGCCUGGCCGGGGCGGAGUAAUCCCUCACGGACUAUCCGAAGAGGAGGCCCGUGUCCGGGCUAUUGCUGAAAUUGUAAACAACAUGGUAGACCUCUCUCGCAAAGGCCAAGAUGUGGACCUUAACGCCCUCAAGUCCGCUGUGUGUCGGAAGUACGGACUCUCGAAGGCCCCGAAGUUAGUAGAGAUGAUUGCAGCCCUGCCCGAUUCCGAGAGGGAAGCCCUCUUGCCCAAGCUCAGGGCCAAGCCUGUUCGCACUGCAUCCGGGAUUGCUGUUGUGGCCGUUAUGUCAAAGCCUCACAGAUGCCCGCAUAUUGCCACGACCGGAAAUAUUUGCGUGUACUGCCCGGGUGGGCCAGAUUCGGAUUUUGAGUACAGCACGCAGUCUUACACUGGAUAUGAGCCCACCAGCAUGAGAGCUAUUCGAGCAAGAUAUAACCCCUAUGUCCAGGCGAGAAGCAGAAUUGAUCAGCUUAAAAGGUUGGGUCACAGUGUUGAUAAGGUUGAAUUCAUUUUGAUGGGUGGUACCUUUAUGUCACUACCAUCAGAAUAUCGUGAUUAUUUUAUAAGGAAUCUUCAUGAUGCGUUGUCAGGGCAUACUUCUGCCAAUGUUGAAGACGCAGUGACCUAUUCUGAGCAUAGUGCAGUAAAAUGUAUUGGAAUGACCAUUGAAACAAGGCCAGACUAUUGUCUUGGGCCACAUUUGAGGCAGAUGCUUUCCUAUGGUUGUACACGACUGGAGAUCGGAGUGCAAAGCACAUAUGAGGAUGUCGCUCGUGACACCAAUAGGGGCCACACAGUAGCAGCUGUGGCUGAUUGCUUUUGCUUGGCAAAGGAUGCUGGUUUCAAGGUAGUUGCUCAUAUGAUGCCUGAUCUUCCAAAUGUUGGGGUUGAGAGAGACUUGGAAAGUUUCAAGGAGUUCUUUGAGAGCCCUUCAUUUAGGGCAGAUGGGCUUAAAAUCUAUCCCACACUCGUGAUUCGUGGAACUGGUCUUUAUGAACUUUGGAAAACUGGCAGGUAUAGAAACUAUCCACCGGAACAGCUUGUGGACAUUGUAGCUCGAAUACUGGCAAUGGUUCCCCCAUGGACUCGCGUAUAUAGAGUUCAGCGAGAUAUUCCUAUGCCUCUAGUUACUUCUGGUGUUGAGAAGGGAAAUCUUCGAGAGCUAGCUUUAGCUCGGAUGAGUGAUUUGGGCUUGAAAUGCCGUGAUGUUCGAACACGUGAAGCUGGGAUCCAAGACAUUCACAACAAUAUAAAGCCAGAAGAAAUUCAGCUUGUUCGUCGUGAUUAUACUGCAAAUGAGGGAUGGGAGACUUUUCUUUCAUAUGAAGAUACACGUCAGGAUAUUCUUGUUGGGUUAUUGCGCUUGCGGAAAUGUGGACGUAAUGUAACUUGCCCUGAGCUCAUAGGGAAGUGUUCUAUUGUUCGCGAAUUACAUGUUUAUGGGACAGCAGUUCCCGUCCAUGGACGAGAUGCUGAUAAACUGCAACACCAGGGUUACGGUACCCUACUGAUGGAGGAGGCAGAGAGAAUUGCCCAUAGAGAGCACAGAUCAACAAAGGUAGCUGUGAUUUCUGGUGUGGGAACAAGGCAUUACUAUAGGAAGUUGGGCUAUGAGCUUGAAGGUCCUUACAUGGUAAAAUACUUGACGUAAGAAGACUAUAAGACGUUUUAUAUGCAACUCAAUGCAGAUCAUUUUAUCGAGUUUUGGAGUUAGUUUUCCAGUCUUGUUGUAUUAGAGAGCGUAUAUACUUGCCUGCCUUAUCCAUCUUUUUUUUUUUUUCAAAUACUUGGAUAGAUUUGGAUACUAAGUAUCGGCAAAAUUAGGUUUCGUAGUUUACAGUAAUUUAUGUACUAUCUAUAUAUGGUCAGAUUCUGAACAUGUUGCAAUUAAUGUUUUUUUUCUUAUA
Olea europaea var. sylvestris is the source of this 2075-nucleotide messenger RNA. Its product is annotated as elongator complex protein 3. Gene Ontology annotation, molecular function: acyltransferase activity, transferring groups other than amino-acyl groups; iron-sulfur cluster binding. The transcript has 8 exons. NCBI's taxonomy places the organism in Eukaryota, Viridiplantae, Streptophyta, Magnoliopsida, Lamiales, Oleaceae. Gene Ontology annotation, biological process: tRNA wobble base 5-methoxycarbonylmethyl-2-thiouridinylation. Gene Ontology annotation, cellular component: elongator holoenzyme complex; cytoplasm; nucleus. The coding region runs from base 128 to 1819 and encodes 563 amino acids. The record is from RefSeq and is a predicted model, not a curated record.